AUUCCAAGCCCAUCGCGGCACUGCACGGAGUGAGGCAAGCAAGCUCAGCGCGGUCCAGCUUGACUCCCGUCUCCGGCUGUGUAUCUCGCCGGCGCCCGCCGUCCCCUGCCUAUCCAUGCCUCCGGAGAAAUCCCCGCAGUCCCCAGUUUUUUGUGGACGAAGAAUUCUCAUUUCGAACGAAGUUGGGGAGAAGCUUGUUGGUUUAUUGCAUGAAGCAUGUUCGAAGGAGCUCGUGAUCCUCUGUCAUGGAUUCCGAGCUACAAAGGCAAGUCUGUACCGUUUAUGUCUUUCAUAUAUUUAAUCAGGAUGACAGUAUCUUGGUCGACCUUGCCGCUGCACUAGCAAGCGAAGGAGUUAAUGUUUUUCGGUUUGAUUUUGCUGGAAAUGGGGAAAGCGAGGGUGUAUUCCAAUAUGGAAACUACCGAAAAGAGGCAGAUGACUUGCGCUCUGUAGUAUCUUACUUCGCAGAACAGAAGUAUGACAUAAUUGCCCUUGUUGGUCAUAGCAAAGGAGGAAAUGCUGUGCUUUUGUAUGCUUCAAUGUACCAUGAUGUUGCCGCCAUUGUGAAUAUUUCUGGCCGCUUUGCCUUAGAGCAAGGUAUCGAUGGGCGACUGGGGAAGAACUUCAUGCAGAGAAUAAAGAAAGAUGGAUACAUAGAUGUCAGGAAUAAAAAAGGGCAAUUUGAGUACCGAGUUACAGAUGAGAGUCUACGAGAUCGGCUGAGCACCGACACCCUCCUUUCGAGCCGCUCCAUCAGCAAAGACUGCAGGGUUCUCACAGUCCAUGGCUUGAAAGAUGAAACGGUCCCAGCAGGAGACGCCCUGAUGUUCGCUGCGAACAUCACAAACCACGAGCUGCACAUAGUUGCGGGAGCCAACCAUCGGUACACAGGCAAUGAGCGAGAGCUGACUUCACUCGUGCUGAAUUUCAUCAAGCCCCACUCUCAAACCUCGGCGUCCUUGCGUCCAAAGCUAUAGGUGUUUGACCGUUACGGAGUAGUCUCCAAUCCGCCAGGACCUGCAGGGCCGGUUUAUAUACAGUUAGUGUGCUUAUAUCAGUUAGAUCUUGUACUAUGCUGUAUCUUCUGAAUAGAGAUGCUUGUUAAAUGCAAUUGUUGUAUCUAAAAUACAAUCAUAGGGAUAUGCUGGUUAUCGUAGAGUUUGUUGGCUCAUGGCUGUGUAAAGCCGAUCGCUGAGGUGAAAGGAUAUUGUCUUGCCUGCUGCACUUGCAUAUUGCAUACUGUGACCGUGUGACGUGAUGCCAAGAAGCUCAAAACUUUUCCGUGUACAGAGGGGAGUGGCAUUCUAUUGACAAUGGCGAGAGCUGAAAGAUGUGCACCUUCAUCUUAAUGGAAGGUUUGAUGUCCCAUCUGUUAGCUACUACUCCAUUGAAGGUUUGAUGUCCCAUCUGUUGUGUCAUUAUUUGAGUUUUCAUCUUGCAUAUUUCUUAUUGUAACCUUUAACAAACGCCUGGGUUGCUAGAGAACCCCUGCAAGUUUCCCCAGCUGAAGUACUUGCAGCUGGAUAUAAUUAUCGUUGAUGAAGAUGCUGGCAACAUUCUCUCUUUAGCCUCU
Messenger RNA from Lolium perenne, 1573 nucleotides. RefSeq lists its product as uncharacterized. NCBI's taxonomy places the organism in Eukaryota, Viridiplantae, Streptophyta, Magnoliopsida, Poales, Poaceae. The record is from RefSeq and is a predicted model, not a curated record.